CGACCAGAUGAACUCCUGGAUCGCACGGAUCAAUCUAGUUGCUGCCAUGUUUUCCUCGCCACCUUUCCCAGCCGCCGUCGGCUCCAAGAGGAAAUUUAGCCGCCCCAUACUCCCAUCGGCCGCCUCGAAACAGUCACAGGAGGAGCAGCUGGAGUCCCAUGAUUCCAUGCUGCAGUCGAUAAUGGACGACCUCGACGACCAUCAGAUGACCUUUCCAGACAAGAAAUGGAAGACCAAGGAUUUUGAAGAGUACAAACUGAAGCAGGAGUACUUCGAGUAUGAGAAGUGCCGGAUCGAGACGUAUGUGAACCUACUGAAGGUGAAGCUGAACGAGGGGACUGAUGACCUGGACAAGCUGGAGGUUCACUUGCUCAACUGCAUGGAAGGGAAGAACACCUCGCUGAAGAAAUCGCAUUCCAGCCCUUCCCUCAACCUGGAGCAGGCGCCCGUGGUAAAAGUGAAGAGGAACGUCUCCGAGCGAAGGACCUACCGCAAGAUUAUCCCGAGCCGGCCCAGGAAGUUACUAUGAAAACGCAAAUAUUUGAAGGUCCUUCUGUUGAUGAAGGAAAUAACUUAAGUUGUUGGAUGUGGGGGGGGUGGGGGGCUGCGGAAAUUUUGCCUCUAACUGCUGCGCCUGAGGGAGAGAAAGCGUGCGAAACGUUUGUGGCGAAAUUUCAGUGAGCAAUAUGGCAGGCGAGCUCUUUAUUUUUGUACCUUCGGACUUGAAGUUGUCUGGGUUUUUUUUUUAAGAAAGCCAUAUGUAUAAAUUAUGACGUCUUUUGAAGCACUUUCUGCUUUUCGUUUCUUCUGAAGUAUGUGGACUCCGAGUCCAAUCGCGCCUGGACAUGCUUUCCACGGCUGGUGCUCCGAAAUGCACUAUCCCCAGGACGCACUGAAGGAUCCAGGCGGUAGAUGUUUAGCGGGGUGGGGGGCAGGUGAAUGCUAUCGCUUCUCGAUCCAGCGGCGAAAGAGCCGGUUUCUCAGUUGCAGAAGCUGGCCGCUAACCCUGUCUCGGGGCGUCCCGCAGGAAGCGGGGGCGAGAUGGCAUCGCGGGCGAGGGGCACAGCGAAGGAUGGGCCGGUGUCUGCUCAAACCAAAGAAACAAAUGCCAAGCAGGAGUCGGCGUGUUCCCUAAUUCCCUGAGACCACAGCGCAGAAAGCUCCACUGACAAAAGAAAAACAACGCAGCGUUGUUUGUCAAAAUAAAUUCCCUUUUUUUCCUCACGGAAGAGUGACGGCGUUGCUUGCUCCCUUCGGCAAGGCAAACGAAACAUUUUGAAAUGAUUCCAGAGGCUCCACGUCGAGAUUUUCCCAGGGGCCGGAUAUGUCCAGUCGUUGUGAGGGCCCGUGGAGAGUCGUGGGCAAAGAAAGUGGGCAAGUGGUGUAUUCGGAAUUAGACGCUCCCCCCAAAUCUUAUGCAACUCGGUCUGUGUGUGUUCCUAUUGCCCCCCCUUCUUCUGAGGCAUUGACCCCUUUUUCUCCAAUCUCAGGGUGGCCCGAGAGAAUCAGGAGCAACAUUUGGUUGGGAGGUUAUGAAAGCAAAGGGUCUGGGCGCUUUGGAAGGUGUCAGCGAAUGAAGAGAGGAAACCGGACCCUGUUGCAGGUGGAAUGGAACGGAUGAGGAUGUUAUCGCUCCCCACCCUCAGAGUGAUGCUAGAUGUUCCUCUCUCAUUCGCUUCUGGACCCCGAUCAACUCCUGACCGUUCGAGGCCCAUGUCCCUGUCAUGCCAACCCAGUCCCAUUUCUCUGCCGACCUCUGACCUCACUUCUCUGGGACCCUGUCCCAACCUCUGUAACCUCCUCAACUCCUAUGUCCCCUCUAACUCUUCCAUCCCUCCCUCCUUCCCACACCCACAACACCCACCACCUCCUCCCCGCCCCCCCCAACCCGAGCUCUGGAAUUCUGUCCCGAUGCCACUCGGCCCCUCUCUCCCUCCCUCCUUUCCCCUCCCUUCUACCUCUUGGGGCCCAGCUCUCUGCUGUCCGGGAAUUUGCUGAUGUGAAGGAGCGUGGGCAGCAUUUCCCUUCUGUCGAAGGCACCGUUUGAAUGCAAGUUGUUGCACUGUACCCAAGCGAGCAUCAAAUCUGUAGGAACAGCGAAACCAAAACUCCACAAGCACUUCCUGCUUCUUCUAAGUAUGGGGUCUCCCGCUCCAUGCCUGAUUUACAGAUGCUUAUCACUGCUGUAGAAUCUGCUGGGGCUCUGACAUGCAGUUUCCUGGGAUGGACUGCAGGAUCCAGGCACUAGAUGUUUUGGCUGGCAGGUUAUCAACUCUCGAUCUGUUCCGAGCGCUUCGGUUGCAAACCGGAUCCUCCAGCUUCCGAUCGCUCCCCGUUAUAUCUCGGCAUAAAUCUGAAGUGAAGAAAAAUGUUGAAUCUGAUCGUUUCGACGCUGAUCAAAUGUUUCCUCAGUGACUAGCCUGCACCCACAGGUAUAUCACUCCAGUUUUGGACCUCCUGUAUUUUUAUUCAAUGGGAACGCGAGCAAUGGACACACACAGUGAAACUCUCCUGGUUCCCGCACAGUUGGGAAAUUUACUUGUCCAGCUCGGGCAGGAAUUCCUGGAAUUCUGUGCGCAACUCCACCCACCCCCACCCACCUUGAGAAAACAGAAGAUGUUGCUUCAGUCUUUUCUUAAAAAAAAAUGCAAUGAUCUCGUCAUAUCAAAUUGCAACCCCACGAUCCAGCUUAUUUAUUCUUUGAUUCAGUCGGAGAUUUUUUUUAACAAAAAAGACCUCUUGCGAAUAAUCGGUUACGUUGCUUGUAAAAAAAAAAAAAUUUGUGGUUUUUACGUGCACCGUUUUAAACGAAAGUGUAAGAUUAUCCAUUUUGGUCGUCCGAUGAGAAAGGCAAUUUGUGUCCGAAAUGGAGAGAAUGCAGAGGGAUCUGGGCGUACAAAUCUCGGAAAACUAAUUUUCAGGUAGUGAGGACGGCAAAUGGAAUUUUGCCAUUUGUUGCUAAAGGAAUGGAGUAUAAAUGUAGGGAAGGGUUCCUCCAACUGGACGAGGCAUUAGCGAGACUGCACCGGGAGCGCUGGGUAGAGUUUCGGUCCCCUUACUCGAGGGGAGUUGUAGUUACAUUGGAGGCAUUUCAGAGGAGGUUCACUCGAAUGAUUCCAGAGACGAGGGGGUUUGUCUUAUGCAGAGAGAUUGAGCAGGAUUAGGCCCGUACUCUCUGGGAGCUCAGAAGAACGAAAGGAAAUCUAAUGAGAAGAUGCUAAAGGGGAUUGGCAGUAGAUGUGGAUGGGAUGCUCCCUCAUGUGGGGCAAACUGGAUCGAGAUCGUUUUGGGAUAAGGGAUCAGGGAGAUUUCAAACAGAGACGAGGAGGGGAUUACUUCUCUCAAAAGGGUCGUGAAUCUGUGGAAUCCAUUCCCCCCCCGCAGAAUGCAGUGGGUGGUGGGAUACUGAGUAAAUGUAAAGGAGGCGGUAGAUUUUUAAUCAGUCGUGGGUGGAAGGGAACGGACAGGAUGGGAACAGCCGUGAUGGUGUAGAACAACGAAGCAGCCUCUGCUGGCUGAAUGGCCUCCUCCUGCCCCCUUUUUAAUGCCUGUGCAAAGACGAAAGCCCAGAAAUGAGUAACGGCCAGCAGAUGCUGAGCAUGUGAUGAAAAACGAAGGGGUCGCUGGACUCCAAGCACCAACCACUAACUCUCUCUUCACAGAUGCUGAGUCUCCUCCAGCGUUUCUGCCCUUUUGCCUAUAAUUUUGGACUCUUUGCAUCGGGGAGGGGGGUGUGUUGGGGGGGAAGCUACAGGGACAAAUGAAAGGUAAUCUCCUUCGAGGUGGUUUAACCUGUGCGCUGGAGGGAAGGAUUUGGGGAGUGCGUGAUUUAAAAUCUCAGCACUUGCAGAAAUUCAAACCCAAGGUCUGGAAUAGUUGCGACACAGUAUAUGACCACAAGAGGGCAGGUUUUGCCUUCCUGGCAAGAGCAGGCCCCCUUCAAUGCGAAUGGAAAACCAGGACGAAAAACUCGGAACAGGGAAACAUUGAAAAUACUCCCCAGGGAGAAGCUAGAAAAAGGCCGGGGUUAACAUUGGCAGGCAGAACUGUCCGUUGAUUUCCAGCGGGAAUAAAUCUUCGCAGGAGACAUUAGUUCUCUCAAUAGUCAGUGUGUGUCCCUCAUUCUUAUCUUUGCAAUCUAUGUGCAACUCAGGGUAAAGGAAGACAAUAUUAAGGACGCUACAUUGAGGCAGAAUCAAGUGGAGAGGUUGACGAUACCUUUAAAGAGAGAAGGUCUGUUUUUUUGUUUGCAAUUGAGUGAAAAUUGUUUGUAGAAUUUGAACCGCAUUAGUAUUACCAUGUGCAAAACCGGCGAUGUCUUCCAAUAAAGCGUUUUGCUUAACGCCCUUUUUUUGUAAAGUUGGUCCUGACGAAUAAAGUGAAAUGUUUUGUA
Messenger RNA from Rhincodon typus (whale shark), 4393 nucleotides. Its product is annotated as PH and SEC7 domain-containing protein 4-like. NCBI's taxonomy places the organism in Eukaryota, Metazoa, Chordata, Chondrichthyes, Orectolobiformes, Rhincodontidae. The transcript is spliced from 3 exons. The record is from RefSeq and is a predicted model, not a curated record. The coding region runs from base 8 to 529 and encodes 173 amino acids.